Molecule: messenger RNA, 2509 nt
Organism: Rhipicephalus sanguineus (brown dog tick)
Lineage: Eukaryota; Metazoa; Arthropoda; Arachnida; Ixodida; Ixodidae
Product: basement membrane-specific heparan sulfate proteoglycan core protein
Molecular function (GO): calcium ion binding
Source: RefSeq, a predicted model, not a curated record
UUAAACUUCACUCCAACUGCAGGAUUAAGGACGUGCAACAAAGCAACGAAGGAAGGUACAUCUGCAAUGCCAUGACAGGGGACAGGUUGAGCUCCAGAGACUUCGUCAUCCUUCAUGUCAGAGAUGUUCCUAGCAUCUCAGUGAGGAUUCGGGCCAACAAGGAGGUUGUCCACAUGGGUGAUAGCCUGGACCUUCACUGUGUUGUGACGGGAGAUGGCGCUGCUUCUGUGAAGUGGACCAAGCUCGCAGCUGAUGAUCACUUUGCUGAAAAUGUGCGAGUGCGUGGUGCUGUCCUCUCGGUGAACGGCGUUCGCCCUGAAAAUGGUGGUGUCUACCGCUGCUCUAUUGACAGCCCUGCUGGCACACUCAAUGAUGACUACGUCCUUGCCAUUGAAGAAACCCCAACGGUACCGCCCAAUGAAGUGGAGACCAGGACUAUUCCUUAUGGAUCAACUGUCGUCUUGGACUGCCGCCACAACUUGGAGCCUCCCGUUGCCUACAGCUGGACACGUGACAACGGCGAUAUUCCCCACAAGGCUUUGCCUCGUGACAGCACCUUGGUCGUACCAGACGUUCGUGCCAGUGAUGCAGGCACCUACAUCUGCACAGCUAAGAGUGAACGUACCACACUGGAAGUUCCAACAAUUCUUGUUGUCACUGGUUUGCUUCCACGGUUCACUCAGGCUCCUCUUUCUUACAUGAAGUUGCCAACCAUUGUGAAUGCCUACAUGGGUUUUGAAGUCCAGAUAACAUUCAAACCUGAAAAGGAUCACGGGCUACUUCUGUAUAAUGGCCAACAAGAGGAUGGCAGUGGAGACUUCAUAUCUGUAGGUCUGACCAAUGGCUAUGUGGAGUUCCGCUUUGAGCUAGGCUCAGGAGUUGGAUACCUGAGAAGCCACCAGCCAGUGCAGAUGGACACCUGGCACACUGUUCAGAUCAGCAGAGAAAAGAAGGACGCCAAACUUACUGUUGACGAUCAGUCAGAAGUUACCGGAACAUCUCAGGGACGGAUGAUGGGGUUGGACUUGACUCAGCCUCUGUUUGUGGGGAGCGUGCCAAGCUUCGACAAAAUCUCGCGUGAUAAUGGCUACAACAUUGGCUUCGUGGGCUGCGUGAGUGAAAUCAAGUUUGGCAGCCAUACCUUGGACUUGGUGAAGGACUCGGAGCAAGUGGGCACUACACCAUGUGAGACAUGCUCCCUGAACCCAUGCCUGCAUGAUGGCGUCUGCCAAGAGGCACCCACAGAGGCUGGCUAUCGCUGCAUCUGCCCACCAGGAUUUUCAGGGAGAGAUUGUGAGAAGGUCGGUGAGGCCUGUUACCCUGGGAUCUGCGGUGAAGGUCGAUGCAUAAAUCGACCAAAUGGAGGGUUCGACUGCUACUGCCCUUUUGGACGAACGGGCCUUCGAUGUGAAAAAGAGGUGUCCAUAGUGGAGCCUGCAUUUGCUGAUGAUGCCUUUGCGGCAUACCCAACACCUAAGAGCUCCCAGAACAGUCUGAAGGUGCACAUGAAGAUCAAGCCAAACAACCUGGAUGACUGCCUGCUUGUCUACUGUGCUCAGUACCCUGACCAGAAAGGAGACUUUACCUCCAUUGGAAUCCGCAAUGGAAGUGUGGAAUUUCGUUUUGACACGGGUUCAGGUCCAGCGAUAAUCAGGCAUCCUGAAAGGCUUCGGGCAAAUGAGUGGAUCACUCUGUCUGCAUCAAGGCGUGCUCAGAAUGGUGAACUGGUGGUGAAUGAUGGCCAUAGGGAAGUGGGACGUUCACCUGGUCACACUCAGGGAGUGAAUCUCAACACCCCCAUGUAUGUCGGUGGUGUGGACAAGACCAAAGUCACAGUUCACCCAGAUGCUGGUGUGUCACACGGCUUUGAGGGCUGCGUUGCGCAUAUUGAAGUGAAUGACGUCAGUGUAGACUUGAUAGGUGCAGUGGUAGAUGCAGCAAAUGUGGAUGACUGUGGUGGCAGAGCCCCUUGCGAGAAGAAUCCUUGCCAGAACCAUGGCAUUUGCAGGGAACGAGGCCCCAAAGCAGAUGACUUUGAAUGUUUUUGCAAAGCAGGCUACAGUGGUAGGACCUGUGAGAACCAGGACGACUUCUGUCAGAAAAUUAACCCAUGCCACAACAACGCAGAGUGUGUUGGACUGGCCAACUCAUACAGGUGCAAUUGUCCAAAAGGCUAUAAGGGACCCAACUGUGAAUCAGAAACCACCUUUGAUGAGUGUGCCAGUUUCCAUGGUGAUGGCUGGGUUGCACUGAGCAGGGACCGACUGACGCACGCUGCAAGCAACGUGUCCGAAGUAAUCACGCUCAGCUUCUUGUCAAAGGACCAUGAUGGACUCCUGCUUUUCCAAGGCCAGCCACGUGGUGUCGACGCCAAGGGCCAAGACUAUCUCUCAUUGGCACUUAAAAAUGGCUAUCUUGAAUUCAGCUAUGAAAUGGGAGGUGGCCCUGCUGAGAUUGUGUCAGAAGAAAGAGUUGAUGACGGACAGUUGCAUGCAGUGGAGCUCAGAAG